GCAUUCAUUCACGCGUACAUUUCGAGACUCCGUAAAUCGAGCCGAUCCCGAGUGUGAAUGUGAUCUCGCAUCGCAAAAUUCUAAACAAGAUUUGCCUAUAUCCGAAGACAUGGAAGAGGUUGAUAAUAUAAUUAUCCAUACCUUUCGCCAAAUCGGCUGUGACAUUGAGGAAGAUGUGGUCAGCUUGCGACAGUUCUCCACCGAGCUGAUCAUCAAGGCCACGGUCCGAUGCCUGAAGAUUAUCGAUGAUUCCACCAGCCUUCCCCUGACACUGCCCCCAGGCAUGUCAGCCCGUUUCCGCAUGGGAACAGACCUGGCUAAUGCCCUCGUGUCCUUAGGGUACAAGGGUGAGAUGGGGUACCAGACAUUUCUGUACUCCAAUGAGGCAGACAUUAGACGGGUGCUGAUGUUCCUGGUUGAGAAGCUACCCAAGGACACUGCAGUCACCUCGGAUGAGCCACUAGGAAAAUCUGCACUGCUGAGUCGUUCCAUAGCAGCCUGCAUUGCGGAUCAGAUACAGACUCCCUGGCUUCCGCCGUGCUGUAAGAAGCGAGGGAUCAGAUGGAGAACUCCCAAACAAUGGAACAGGGAGGGUGCAAGCGGCGCACACUUGUAUCACAGUGUUGCUGUCACUGUACCAAGUGGACUCGAUGACCUCUCUAGGAAAAUACCAAAAGAGGUCAAAAGCUACUACUCCAAAGCCCUGCCAUUGGUGUCGCAGCAGCCGCCGCGUCACGAAGACACAGCGGCAUCGCUGCUUGAAACCAACGCGGCCGAGGUGACAGCAGCCCAGGAAUGGGAGACGGAAUGGAACAGCGUCGGACUGCAGUCCAGACUAACACAACAGGAGUACAAGGCUCGUAAGAAGGAACGCCUGCAGAAGAAGAUCGCCACUCAGCUGCAGCAGGACGUUCAGAAGGCCGAGGCUGGAGGAGUGACAGCAGCAGGCGGAGCGGCGGACCUGCUGCAGUUCCUGAGCAACUUCAGCGACAAGACACCCGGCAAGCAGCAAGGCAAGGGGUCCAGGUUCACUCACACCUCCAAACUGCAGUUUGCUCAGGAUGAUGACAAGGCCAUCUCCCAGAUGGGCAUCGGGGAGGGCGUGCCCAAGGCCGACACGGAGGAAGAGCAGCGACAGAAGAGAGAAGACGAACAGCAAGGCCUGCGAGAUCAGCUGACCCAACUGACCAAUCAGAUGGACGGACUGGAGCUGGACAUGAAGAAAUUCACGGCUGGAAUACAACAGAUGGAGGAACAGAAGAAUCUCGAAGAACGCAGCAGUGAAGAGAAAAAUGACGCCUACAGAGUCAAAAAGAGAACCAUGGAUCUUCUUCCUGAUGCUGAGAAUAACAUCGCUAAACUACAGGGGGUAGUUGAGUCUAGUGCCCAGCGCCUAGUCAGUCUAGCGAAACAGUGGGAGAAACACAGGGCUCCGCUGAUUGACGAAUACCGCACACUGAAGGAACAGAAUGCUAACAAAGAGAGCGAAUCGUUGAAGAAGUUGGAGGACAUCCAGGAAUUGAGAGACAGGAUGAAAGAAGUGGUGGAUGAGACAAGAGGCAAGGAAGAACUACACAAACAAUUGGUUUCGGAGUAUGAGCGUAUGACCAAGGACGUCAACCGGUCAGCCUACACAAGAAGAAUUCUGGAAAUUGUGGCCAAUAUCAAGAAGCAGAAACAUGAAAUUCAAAAGGUUCUUGUAGACACUAAGACACUACAGAAAGAAAUCAACCAUAUGUCAGGAAAACUAGACCGGACCUUCACUGUCACAGACGAACUCAUUUUCAAGGACGCUAGGAAAGAUGAAUCAGUUCGCAAGGCAUACAAGUACCUCGCAGCCCUCCAUGAGAAUUUCGAUCAGCUCAUUAAAACCGUGGAAGACACCGGCAGUAUUGUCAGGGAGAUCCGAGACUUGGAAGAUCAGAUUGAAACCGAGAGCAACAAGAAGACCAUUGCCAACCUGCAGAAGAUUACUGCCGACUACAAGGAGAUGAAGAAAGAGAACGCUACUCUGAUCGCAAAAGUCAAAGGCAAAUGAGACGCCAUGAUGAGAACCAAUGUUAAUCACAAACAGUUAUCUCUGUGCUGCUUCUGCCAUUAACCUCGUAACUGUCAACUUUAUCCUAGCUAUUGAAUUUUUCUAACAGCUCAGUACUUUUUAUAUUUUGCUAGUUCCCCAUACUUUGUCUUCGCAGUAAUGGCACCAUUUGCAAAAAGAAAUGUGUUUCUGUUGAUUCAAGGAAUACAAGAAAGCAGGCUAUUCGCUCUUUUCAUGCUCCGCCAUUGGGAAUGCACAGCCUCGAUCUGGCAACUUUACACAAUAAAAAUAGCCGGUUCAGUGAUCUGAACCCCGACACGGGAAUCACUGAACCGGCUAUAGUCAUUGUGUAAAGUUGCCAGAUCGAGGCUCUGCAUUCCCAUGGCGAAAGUGUGAAAAGAGUGAAUUAAAAUAUUAACCUGUCGAAAUUUCAGCUCAGUAUAUUUUUAGUACUCAAUACUUUUUGGGAAAACUGUGAACAUUGGUCUUCAUUUUUCUGGACAUAAAGCAUAAUUUUCACUUACAAUCAUGAUGGUUUGGCCAUAGCCAUCACAAGGAAAUGAUAGUAGUUUUUCUUUUCUCGAAAAAUUGACAGCCUACUAGGCGCACUGAUUUCACAGGCUGCUUCAUCCUAUUAUUUACUUACAGUCAAGUAGGAUAUUCAUGAUAUUUUGACAGUUUCAUUUUUGAAUCUUUGCAAAUAGUGUCAAUACCUAUAAGAACAUGAUCGGUCCAGAUGUAACAUUCUGAUAUGAACUGAAAAGAAAAUACAAAUGGAUGUGUUUUAAUAUAUUUUAUUUCAGAGAUGUAAUUCCACUUUUCACAUGUUUCUGUUGGAAGAGUUAUGAAGUAUGAUCUUUGAAAAACACAACAAAUAUAUUUUAUUUUGAUUUAAAUCGAAGAACAUGUGUAUUAAAGCAAGGUUUAAAGAAAUCUGUUUGCUCUUUUUUUUUUUUUAUAAAAAUGCGGCCAUACAGAAAGCAAUUUUUAAGUUAGCCGUCUACGGCCUGACAAAAAUGUCAUUUUACUUCAUUCUACUGUGCAUCAUCCUUACAGCAUUUUUUUU
Molecule: messenger RNA, 3104 nt
Organism: Patiria miniata (bat star)
Lineage: Eukaryota; Metazoa; Echinodermata; Asteroidea; Valvatida; Asterinidae
Gene: ccdc22
Product: coiled-coil domain-containing protein 22 homolog
Exons: 16
Coding region: 110-2038 (642 amino acids)
Biological process (GO): positive regulation of ubiquitin-dependent protein catabolic process
Molecular function (GO): cullin family protein binding
Source: RefSeq, a predicted model, not a curated record